Messenger RNA from Penicillium brevicompactum, 855 nucleotides. RefSeq names its product RTA1 domain-containing protein. The transcript is spliced from 2 exons. The record is from RefSeq and is a predicted model, not a curated record. NCBI's taxonomy places the organism in Eukaryota, Fungi, Ascomycota, Eurotiomycetes, Eurotiales, Aspergillaceae. Gene Ontology annotation, cellular component: membrane. Bases 1 to 855 code for a protein of 284 amino acids.
AUGUCUUCUUCACACGGAAACUGGACCGCCUACACGUACUACCCCUCUAUGGGCGCAGCAGUAGUAUUCAUCAUCCUAUUCGCUGUCGUGACACUUCUUCAUACAUUUCACCUUUUCCGCACGAGAACAUGGUUCUUCAUCCCUCUUGUCAUUGGCGGCUACUUUGAGCUCGUUGGAUACAUUGGCCGCGCAAUGUCUUCACAACAGUCACCCAACUGGACUCUCGGACCCUACGUCAUGCAAAGCACACUCCUCCUCAUCGCCCCAGCUCUCUUCGCAGCAAGCAUUUACAUGGAACUUGGUCGUAUCAUCCUGAUGAUCAAGGGCGAACAACUCGCACUUGUGCGCGUUAGCUGGAUGACCAAGAUCUUCGUCGCGGGUGAUGUUCUCAGCUUCCUGAUGCAGGCAUCUGGCGCUGGAAUCAUGGUUACCGGCUCCAGUUCGUCUUCGAGUACGGGCCAGAACGUGAUUAUCGGCGGUCUCAUUGUGCAGAUCGUGUUUUUCGGAUUCUUCCUUAUCAGUGCGGUGGUCUUCUCGCGUCGGGUCGCGGGGCAUUCUACUGCUGCUGCUGUUGCAAGCCAGUACCCGUGGCAGAAGCACAUGUGGGCUCUCCACUCAUCCAGUGUUCUUGUUUUGAUCCGGUCUGUUGUUCGUGUUGUUGAGUAUGUUCAGGGUGAAUCGGGGUACGUGAUGGAGCAUGAGGUGUUCAUUUAUGUGUUCGAUGGUCUCUUGAUGUUUGCGCUCAUGGUUAUCUUCCUUGUCAUCCACCCGAGUGAGGUGAACUAUCUUCUUGGUCGUGGACACAAGGUGACAGCCAUGGGAGGUUUGAAGGUGAAGGAAGGUUCGAUGGUCUGA